GCUACCAUUUUGGACUUGCAUAAUUUGUAGUUAAGAAAACUAUGAUCAUCUUAAUUAUUUGAGUGCUGCAUUUUCAAUUUUAGCAGCUGAGUUGGAAUGGUUACUUUUCUUGAUUACAUACAUUGAAUUCUUGAUCCUUGCUUAAUUUGGGGAAGGAGUAUCUCCUGUGUACUGUUCUUUUGUUUUCUACUUUGUGAGGCUUUAUUCAAUCAGGUGUUUUAAUGCACCAGGAGUACAGUUUGCUUGAUUACGAAGAGAAAGUGGUUGAUGGUUUCUAUGAUGUGUAUGGGCCUUCCUCAAAUUCAGCACUCCAAGGAAAAAUGCCAUCUCUUGCAGAUGUUGAGACAAAUCUUGGGAAUUAUGGCUUUGAAGUUGUGAUUGUCAAUCGAACAAUUGACCCUGUCUUAGAAGAGUUGGUGCCAAUUGCGCAUUGUAUUGCAUUAGAUUGCCCUGCUAGUAAUGUUAGUGUUUUAGUCCAAAAGCUUGCCGAAUUUGUUACACGCCACAUGGGUGGACCUGUUAAGGAUGCUAAUAUAAUGUCGGCAAGGUGGAUGGAAAGGAGGACAGAAUUGAGAACAUCUCUUCAUACAAGUUUGUUGCGUAUUGGGUCCAUUAAUUUAGGAUUGUGUCGGCAUCAUGCUUUACUUUUCAAGGUAGCAGAAAAGUUGAUGAUUAUGCAUGAAGAAUGUUUGGAAGGUAAUUAUCAGUCUAUUGAAAAAAUGAGGGCCGCCAAUCGUCCACCAGUUACUCACGUCAGACAGUUUAAUGAUGAGGAUGAGGAUGAGUAUGAUGAUGAUGAUAGUAACGGCAUGGGUGAGGACAAUACAACAAACAUGAUGGUAGAUUUGCCGAAGUCCCGGUCAAUUUCAAAUGCAGUUGAUACGUCAACUGAUGAACCAAAAACAAAAGCAGAAUGUUGAAGCUGCAGAUGAUGGUUGGGUGGUAGUUUCUUCUAAACGAAAUAAGGGAAGAAAAAAUUAGGUUGUCUCUUUAAUUACCAUAUACAUUUUGCUCUUGUUUUUCUGAAACGACAUUUGUAUUUCGUUUGAUAUCUAUUUAUUAAUAUAUUUGUUCCUCUCUUUUGCUAAAUACCCUUUCUAUUCAUCAGUGUUUCCAAGUACUGCUUUGUUAAUUUCGUCUUUCUCUGUUCUUUACUAGUUUCCAGUGCCGCUGUUUUGAUUCCAAAUGCAAUUGGAUGUAGAAUAUUUUCAAAUAAAUUUCCAAAACCUAA
Rubroshorea leprosula is the source of this 1231-nucleotide messenger RNA. The record is from the annotation of a GenBank genome assembly. Lineage: Eukaryota; Viridiplantae; Streptophyta; Magnoliopsida; Malvales; Dipterocarpaceae.